GCUUUAUAAAUCUAUUUUUGUCUAUGGUAUGUUUUCAUUUUAAUCUUUAAGUUCGAAAAAUGUCGGUUUUAAUCGAAAACAUUAUUUAUUGAGUGUUUGUAUCAAUAUUUAAAGCUUAAAAGUUGCUUAAAAGUUAUAUUACGCACAAGUAACUGCUAAAAGACACAGCUAUCAUAGUUUUAACGCUAUUAUCGUUAUCGAUCGGACAUAAUUAUCAAUAACAUGGAAGUAGAAGAAAUGACACUAGAAGAUAAAUGUGAGCAUCUCAUGAACAUAGUCGUUGAGUCAAGAAAGAGGUUCGGUAAGAUGUGCAUCGAUUACGAACAGAAGACUUCUCUGGUAGAAAAUAAAAUGCUCAACUUGCAAAUAGAAACAAUCUCAAAUUACCGUUUCAAGUCAAAAACGACCGUACCUUGUAUAGAUUUUGACGAAAUGGAAAAAGAUUUAGAUGAGUUUAAAGAUGCACUCAUUAGUAAUCAGAAGAGGAUUGAUGAGUUAAAACGGAAUUUAUCGAAUACGGAAAAUGUUGUAAUGCAAUUGAAAUUGGAUGCUGUUGGUCAGAAGUUGAAAAAGCCGCUAACAGCUGAAGCUAUGUUAGCUGAUGCUAAGAAAAAAAUUAAAUCAUAAAUUGAUUAGUA
This is a messenger RNA of Melitaea cinxia (Glanville fritillary), 638 nucleotides long. RefSeq lists its product as uncharacterized. The transcript has 2 exons. Lineage: Eukaryota; Metazoa; Arthropoda; Insecta; Lepidoptera; Nymphalidae. Bases 223 to 627 code for a protein of 134 amino acids. The record is from RefSeq and is a predicted model, not a curated record.